UGAUCAUAUAAAUUGCUCAUCAAUCAUUUCAACAGCUAUACAGAAUUGAGAAAUUAUGAGUGGAAGAGAUCGCUUGGCCGACUUUCAGGCACAAUCCUCGUCUAAUAACCAGAACCAGGGCUACGGUAGUGGCCAGCAAUAUGGUGGUAACCAGUACGGUCAACAGCAAUACGGUCAGCAGUACGGUCAGCAAAAUCAAUAUGGUCAGCAAAACCAAUUUGCUCAGCAAAACCAGUACAGCCAGCCUGCACAGUAUGGUGGCUAUCAGCAGCAGCCAUCUACAAGGAUCGAGAUGACUCCUGUCCAACAGAACAAUGCCGGUCCCAGUGACAUGAACGCUUUCUUUAGUGAGGUCACUUCAAUUCAAGAAGAUAUUACCAAGAUCGAGCAAAAUAUUGCCAAGAUUGAGGAGCUCCACGAUAUCUCAUUGAAUGGUGUUGCAACUGAAGAACAGUCUUCGCGCACCAACCGUCAAUUGGAGGCUAUUACCGCUGACACAACACAGCUGUCCAACCGCACAAAGAAAAGAAUCAAGGAUAUUGAACUGGCUAAUCUUCGCCUAGCUAACUCGCCGGACAUUCAAAUCCGUAGAACCCAGGCCGGAGCCUUGAAAGAAAAGUUCCUGAAGACUCUUCGUCACUACCAAUCCGCGGAAAGUGAGGCUAGAAAGAAAUAUCAGGGUCGCAUGGAAAGGCAAUACAAGAUUGUCAAACCUGAUGCUACCCCCCAAGAGAUUGCUCAAGCUUUAGAGAGCGACAACCAGCAAAUCUUUGCUCAAUCUGUCCUUAACAGCACUCGUUAUGGCGAUGCCAGCAGGGCUCUCCGAGAAGUCCAAAGCCGUCACGAUGAUAUCAAGAAGAUUGAGAAGACCAUCCUUGAAUUGCAUCAGUUGUUCAUUGACAUGGAGACAUUGGUUACGGAGCAGGCUGAGGUCAUGAACACGAUUGAGGAGAGUACGCAGCAGACGGAAGUACAUCUUGAGACCGGAAACAAAGAGGUCGAUGUGGCCAUUGUUAAUGCCCGUGGAGCUAGAAAAAAGAAAUGGAUUUGCUUGAUUGUCUCUAUUGUGCUUAUCGCCAUCAUUGCCAUCAUUGUGCUUCAACAGCUCGGUGUCUUUAGUGCAGCCGCCAAUAGUAACAACAAGCAGGCAUAAUUUUUUGACAUCAUUUGUUCGAUAGAAAAAAGCACAUGAAAGAAAAUGGCAAAAAAGUCAUCUGGG
Molecule: messenger RNA, 1219 nt
Organism: Lobosporangium transversale
Lineage: Eukaryota; Fungi; Mortierellomycota; Mortierellomycetes; Mortierellales; Mortierellaceae
Product: t-SNARE
Exons: 9
Coding region: 56-1153 (365 amino acids)
Biological process (GO): vesicle fusion; intracellular protein transport; exocytosis
Cellular component (GO): plasma membrane; SNARE complex; endomembrane system
Molecular function (GO): SNAP receptor activity; SNARE binding
Source: RefSeq, a predicted model, not a curated record